Messenger RNA from Lactuca saligna, 741 nucleotides. The record is from the annotation of a GenBank genome assembly. Lineage: Eukaryota; Viridiplantae; Streptophyta; Magnoliopsida; Asterales; Asteraceae.
AUGUUUCUUGGAAUUUUGCCUGUCAAUCGCUUUAUUUGCCGUGAAGAUACAAGCUCUUCAGAUACUCUGGUCAAAGACAUCACCGGCUCCCCUCCCGUCGCUGCGGUCGGUCUUCCUUCUCCUCGCCGCCGUUGCCACUGCUUCUUCCACCCUCGCCGGCGUCAGACCUUCUUUCUCCUUGCGAACAUCCUUUUCUUCCUUCCCGUCGCUGGCAUCCUGAACUUGUUUGAAGCUAAUAAACCAGGAAGCCUUAUCAACAACUACGUGACUCAGUUAAGUUGUAUGUUGUCAAGCAAAGCAACAAAUCUUGUGAGCCUCCAAGCCCGCCUCAGCAGGUUCCAUCAUCACCUCAAGGAGAUUCUCAGCCAUAAGAGGGCUGCCAUACAUGAAGCCAUGGAACAACAAACAAUAUCCAUAACCAAAGCAGGAAUAACAACAAUUCUGAAUUCCAGGACUUCUGUAUUAGCUGCAACAAACCCUCCAUCAGGUCGUUAUGAUGAUCUCAAAACUGCACAAGAUAACAUUGACUUACAGACUACAAUUCUUUCAAGAUUUGACCUCAUCUUCAUUGUCGAAGAUAUAAACAUGUUCAGCCAAGACAAGAUUCUUCUUGUUGUUAGAGCUGAAGCUACUGCUCAAGACACGCAACAUGGAGGUACAACUCUACAUACUGCUGCUAUGACUAAUGAUUUGGAGUUAGUUAAAAAAGGCAUGAAUGAGUUGAAUUGGUUGGACCAUUAA